Molecule: messenger RNA, 429 nt
Organism: Fusarium odoratissimum NRRL 54006
Lineage: Eukaryota; Fungi; Ascomycota; Sordariomycetes; Hypocreales; Nectriaceae
Exons: 2
Coding region: 1-429 (142 amino acids)
Source: RefSeq, a predicted model, not a curated record
AUGCCUCCAAGUCCAAUGAAUACGGCCGGCGCUCCAUCAAGCUCGGCGACGCCGCUUAUCAGACUUUCGCCGCUCCCAUUAUUCCCUACUUCUCCAAGCCGUACCAGUGCGUCUCGCCGUGGCAAUGCCCUCGACCGCAUCGAUAAACGAUUUCCCGUCGUCAAGAAGCCUACUGAGGAGCUUUACCGAGAUACGAGGGCUCUUAUUCUCCUCCCAUACCACAAGGGUCUCGAGGGCAAGGAUCACGUCUUCCAGGUCUACAGCUCGGAAGCUAAGAAGAACGAGCAAGCAGGCCUUGUCGCCCACGGAAAGGCUGCAGCUACCACCGUCCUCGUCGUUAGCAACGAGACCCUCUUUUGGAUCAGCUCCUUCUUGCACCAGAAGAAGGCCGAGACUAUCAACACGGUCAAUGAGAAGAUCAACCAGUAA